This is a messenger RNA of Lagenorhynchus albirostris (white-beaked dolphin), 3662 nucleotides long. RefSeq names its product cap binding complex dependent translation initiation factor (gene CTIF). Gene Ontology annotation, biological process: regulation of translational initiation. Gene Ontology annotation, molecular function: protein binding; RNA binding; translation activator activity. The record is from RefSeq and is a predicted model, not a curated record. Gene Ontology annotation, cellular component: cytosol. The coding region runs from base 199 to 1803 and encodes 534 amino acids. The transcript has 11 exons. NCBI's taxonomy places the organism in Eukaryota, Metazoa, Chordata, Mammalia, Artiodactyla, Delphinidae.
CCCUCCCCUGUCGCCUGGGUUUGUGCGCUGGGGCGCCGGAGCCCCUCCGCAGCCGGGACGCGCGGAACUCGAGGCUGGAGUCGGCUCUCCCGAGCCUCCUCCCUCCCUUCUCCUUUCCUGCCCCCUUCCCCCACCCCCCGACUAGGGCUCGGAGCGGCGGCCAGAGGAACCCCGAGCCCAGGCCCCUGAGCGGGAGGGAUGGAGAACUCCUCAGCAGCGUCGGCCUCCUCCGAGGCCGGGAGCAGCCGCUCCCAGGAGAUCGAGGAGCUUGAGCGGUUCAUCGACAGCUACGUGCUUGAGUACCAGGUGCAGGGGCUGCUGGCCGACAAGACGGAGGGGGACGGCGAGAGUGAGAAGACGCAGUCCCACAUCUCCCAGUGGACGGCGGACUGCAGUGAUCAGCUGGACUGCAGCUACUCCUUCUCCCGAGGGCGAGCCCCCCUGCAGCAGAAUGGCAGCAAAGACACCUCUCUGGACAUGCUGGGCACAGAUAUCUGGGCUGCCAACACCUUUGAUUCCUUCAGUGGUGCCACCUGGGACCUGCAGCCUGAAAAGCUGGACUUCACCCAGUUCCACCGGAAGCUCCGACACACGCCCAAGCAGCCCCUGCCACACAUCGACCGUGAAGGGUGUGGAAAAGGGAAGCUGGAAGAUGGGGAUGGAAUCAACCUGAAUGACAUCGAGAAGGUCCUCCCGGCCUGGCAGGGCUACCACCCGAUGCCCCAUGAGGUGGAGAUUGCGCACACGAAGAAGCUGUUCCGGAGGAGAAGAAAUGACCGAAGGCGGCAGCAGAGACCCCCAGGAGGGAACAAGCCUCAGCAGCACGGUGACCACCCACCGGGCAGUGCCAAACACAACAGGGACCACCAGAAAUCCUACCAGGGGGGCUCAGUGCCCCACCCCUCAGGGAGGUCCACCCAUCACGGCUACAGCCAGAACCGGCGCUGGCAUCACAGCAACAUGAAGCAUCCACCAGGCGACAAGGGGGAGGCAGGCGCCCACCGCAGUGCCAAAGAGACCGUGACCAUGGAGAGCCCCAAACUCGAGGACGCCCUGGGGGAUGCCGGGCACAGCGGCCUCGAGCCUCCCUGCAGCCCUGAUGCCCUGGCCCCGGUGGCUUCCGAGAGGCUGCCCCUGCUGCAGCCAGGCGGUCCAGAGGCUGAGACAAAGCGUAAAGACAGUAUUAUUCCCGAGCGCAGUGGGGAGCGGCCCAAAGUUACCCUGCUCCAGUCUUCCAAAGACAGGCUGCGGCGAAGGCUGAAAGAAAAGGUACCGGAUGAAGUGGCCGUGGAGACCACCAACCCUCAGCAGAACAAGAUGGACAAGCUGAUUGAGAUCCUGAACAGCAUGAGAAACAACAGCAGCGACGUGGAUGCCAAGCUCACCACCUUCAUGGAGGAGGCCCAGAACUCGACCAACUCCGAGGAGAUGCUGGGGGAGAUCGUCCGUACCAUCUACCAGAAGGCCGUGUCCGACCGCAGCUUUGCUUUCACGGCCGCCAAGCUCUGCGACAAGAUGGCGCUCUUCAUGGUGGAGGGGACCAAGUUCCGGAGCCUGCUUCUCAACAUGCUUCAGAAGGACUUCACAGUGCGGGAGGAGCUGCAGCAGCAGGAUGUGGAGCGCUGGUUGGGCUUCAUCACCUUCCUGUGCGAGGUCUUCGGCACCAUGCGCAGCAGCACGGGCGAGCCCUUCCGCGUGCUCGUCUGCCCCAUCUACACCUGUCUCAGGGAGCUCUUGCAAUCUCAGGAUGUGAAGGAAGAUGCCGUCCUGUGCUGCUCAAUGGAGGUAAGCAGCGUGGCUUAGACACCUCCCACCUCAGACCCUGUGCGUCCCUCUCGCCUUAACAGUUAUGGGGGCUCAAGGACCACUGGAGGCAUCCACGGGUCCAGGGCAAGGGCGUGUCGAGCGGGGCUGGUGGCGGACGGCUUCCUGAGUGGAUGUGGACUUCUGCUGGAGGAGAGGGAACUGCCGGCUCUCUGGCGGGAAGGAUGGAGGGCUAGCAUCGUCCACUCUCCCUCUGCCCCCAAGACCACCUCCUCCUCGGCCAGGUGCACCACAUAAAUGACUUAGGAGAUUUUAGGUGAUGCCCUGCCCCCACAUAUCUCCUUUGGCUUCAGUGGUGUGGGGUUUGGGGGGAGGUGCUGAGGCUUGAACCCCCAGGUCGGCACUGUCCACUUCCAAGCAGCCCCCAUGAGGUCCCACUCCUGUUCCCAAGGUGUGGCCUCUGCUCUCCGGGAUCUUCCUUCAGACACUUGGCUUUGGCCCAGUUACAGGGACAAAGCUGUACCUUCAGAAAACAGUCCAAGGGGAAUCCCUGGUGGCCCAGUGGUUAGGACUCCGCGCUUCCUCUGCUGAGGGCACGGGUUCGAUCCCUGGUCGAGGAACUAAGAUCCUGCAAGCCGCACGGCGUGGCCAAAAAAAAAAAAAAAAGAAAACAGCCCAGGGACAUUCAGAGUGGAGCGUGGUGAGGAGAGGGGCUUCCAGGGCCCACACCCAGGGCACGCCGGGGCUCCAGGCAGGGGAGAUAGGAGGGGAGGAGAAAGCAUGGUCCCUGCCUCCAGACAGCUUGUGGUCUGGCUAGAGAUAGAGACCUCUGUCACAUGCACAGAGUGGAUGGGACGGUGUAGAGAAUAAAUAUGGGUACAGAGCAUGCAUCCCUGAGGAGUUAGGAGAGAGGUCAGAGUGGGCCAGAAAGGUCAGGGAAGGUUUCGUGAAGAAGGCAGAGCCUUGAAAAAGCGGGUGGGCUGAGGCUGGAGGUGGGGCAGAGAUGGGGACUUAGAUUAUAGGGAGAGGAGCUGCACGGGCUGCCGGCCGAGGGUGCGCUGAUCGGGAGGAUCGGGGCUCCUUCUUCCUAAGGGGGCUGUUCGAGGUGACCAGGGGCCUCUCUUGGGGGCAGGCCCUCUGGCUGGCCUUCUGCCCCAGUUCAUAUUUCUCUCCUCCCCUUCGUGUCACAAGUGUGGGCAGGGGUCAGUUCUGGGGGUAUGUAGGUGCGAUUGGGGGCAGAAGAGAAGGAAAGAGAGAAACAAGAGACCUCAUCCCUGCUCUCGGGUUCCACAUGGACACAUGCAGGUAAUAAUGACCAAGUUCGUUUCCAGAGAGACAUCCCAGCAAGUGAAAAUUGACACGGUGCCACCUGGUCACUCUUGAAGGAAGCAGGUCACACGGCCAUUGAGGUUGUGGGCGAUAGUCCAAGAAGGCUUCCUGUAGGAGGGGAGGCAAGUGGAUGAAGGGAGAAGCAGCGUGUUCCUGGUGAGGACUCUUGGCAGCCCUGGGCAGCAGGCAAUAUUCUGACCCCUCUUAUUCCUCCGGCAGAUUGGGUAUUAAAUGUGGGCUCUCGCAUUGGCUGUGUCCACCCUCCACACUCUCCAUCCUUCUGCCCUGUGGCAUAGAGGCCUGGGCCUGCACCUUCCUGGGAUAAUCCAGCUAUUUCCCGUUCCUGCCCCCAGCACCCCUAACCAAGGUGGGUCAGGAGCCCUCUCAGGGCCCAGCUCACGUCCUAACCCCACUUCUCUGCCCACAGCUGCAGAGCACAGGCCGACUGCUGGAGGAGCAGCUGCCCGAGAUGAUGGCGGAGCUCCUGGCCAGUGCCCGCGACAAGAUGCUGUGCCCCUCAGAGUCGAUGCUGACCCGGUCCCUGCUACUGGAGGUCAUCGAGCUCCACG